UCUGACUCGGCCCGGCCAUUUUUUACGUCACCAAACGUCAUCAGGAAGUCCACUGACUGCUGAAACCAAGGCGACAUCAUGGCAGAAUACACAAACCCACGUGAGUGUGACGGUGAUGGAGUUGCUGACGAGAUGCCCGAUCUCUCUGACGGUGAUGAUGAAGACAUUGAUAAUGAUGAAGAGCAGUGGAUGGAGGAGGAGGAGGACGAGGAGGACAGUCAGCCAGUUACCGUUACCUGUCUGUUCUGUGACAGGUUGCUGAGCUCUGUGCCUGCCACCCUGCAGCACUGCACAGCUGAGCACCAGGUCAACCUUGUAGACUUGAUAAGAAAACACAAUCUAGAUGACUACGGUUACAUAAAGAUGAUCAACUACAUACGCUCAACAAAAUGUGUUGCAUCCUGUCUGACGGGGCUGCCAGGCGCUCCCUUACCCUGGGAGGGCGAAGACUUCCUGCGACCAGUCCUACAGGACGACCCCCUGCUGCAGACAGACCCUGAGGAGCUCUGUGAGGGGUCAAGCCUGUCGACGUGCCCGUCGUCUGGGGCACAAUCCCAUGAUGCACUGCAGCAGCGGGCACACGUCGCUGAGGAGAGAGCCCGAAGCUCAGAGGAGGCCCUGGCCAGAGCCAUGGAUGACCUGCACAAACUCAAGCUGCUGGCCCAGGGUUUGGUACUGAAUGCAGAAACCGGCAGAUCUGGUAACACAGGCGCUGUGGCCGAGCUCCGGGAGGACGAGGACGAGGCCUACUUCAGCUCAUACGGCCAUUAUAGCAUCCACGAGGAGAUGCUGAAGGAUAAAGUGCGCACGGAGAGUUACCGUGACUUCAUGUACCGCAACCCCGAAGUGUUCAGAGACAAGGUGGUGCUCGAUGUGGGCUGUGGAACUGGCAUACUGUCCAUGUUCGCUGCCAGAGCUGGGGCCAAGAAGGUCAUAGCAGUCGACCAAUCAGAAAUCAUCUAUCAGGCCAUGGACAUAGUCAGGUCCAACCAGCUGGAGGACAAGAUCACUCUGAUCAAAGGCCGCAUAGAAGACAUCAAGCUCCCUGUGGAACAGGUGGACAUCAUCAUCUCAGAAUGGAUGGGUUACUUCUUGCUGUUUGAGUCCAUGUUGGACUCUGUCCUGUAUGCCAGAGACCUCUACCUGGCUGACGGUGGCUCAGUAUAUCCAGACCUUUGUAACAUCAGCCUGGCAGCGGUCGGAGACACACAGAAGCACCAAGACCACAUUGCAUUCUGGGAUGACGUGUAUGGCUUCAACAUGGCGUGCAUGAAGAAGGCAGUGGUGCCUGAGGCUAUGGUGGAAGCGGUGAAAACAGAAACACUCAUCUCUGAACCUACAGUCAUACAGACAAUUGACUGUAACAGAGUGUGUCUGUCUGAGCUGGAGUUUGCAUCCGAUUUCUGCUUGAAGAUAACAAACACCACAGACUGCACGGCAAUUGUCGGCUACUUUGACAUUUUCUUUGACAAAGGCUGCAGCAACAAGGUGAUGUUCUCCACGGGUCCUCAGGUCACAAAGACGCACUGGAAACAGACUGUCUUCCUUCUGGAGAGGCCUAUGUCUGUCCAAGCAGGAGAGGAGCUCCAGGGAAAGAUCACCGUGCGUAAAAACAAGAAGGACCCUCGCUCACUGUUGGUCACGUUUGACUUCGGAGACAGGAAGCUUACUUACAGCCUGCAAUAGUGUCAGCCAUCGCAUGGUACAACAUCCAGCAAAUACAGCCUGCUUUUUAACUGACCAUUCAUGUAUUCAAAUGGUUUUCAUGUUUUGAAUGUAAGGAUUGUUUCUCUGCCUUGUAA
Molecule: messenger RNA, 1802 nt
Organism: Sander lucioperca (pikeperch)
Lineage: Eukaryota; Metazoa; Chordata; Actinopteri; Perciformes; Percidae
Gene: prmt3
Product: protein arginine methyltransferase 3
Exons: 16
Coding region: 79-1686 (535 amino acids)
Biological process (GO): peptidyl-arginine methylation
Cellular component (GO): nucleus
Molecular function (GO): protein-arginine N-methyltransferase activity
Source: RefSeq, a predicted model, not a curated record